This is a messenger RNA of Thalassophryne amazonica, 7335 nucleotides long. RefSeq names its product zinc finger protein 536 (gene znf536). Lineage: Eukaryota; Metazoa; Chordata; Actinopteri; Batrachoidiformes; Batrachoididae. Bases 958 to 7335 code for a protein of 2125 amino acids. Gene Ontology annotation, molecular function: RNA polymerase II cis-regulatory region sequence-specific DNA binding; DNA-binding transcription factor activity, RNA polymerase II-specific. Gene Ontology annotation, biological process: regulation of DNA-templated transcription. The record is from RefSeq and is a predicted model, not a curated record. Gene Ontology annotation, cellular component: nucleus. The transcript has 11 exons.
GGUGUCUGCACGGAGGGCUGGUAUCCGGGGUUUGGCGCGGCGGCGCGGCUGGCUCCGUGCGGGGAAGAACGGGGCACAUCCGAAAUCAAACAGUGUUUGUGGGCACUUCAAGGUCACAAACAAACUAAAGUGGUUUGUAAUCCGCUGAAAUGUGACCAAGAGAGGCUUUUUCUUUUUUCCUCAAGUGUGACCGCUGCGCUCAUCUGCUCCGUUUCACCCCCGAAUACCGCAAGACCCGAGCUGAAUCCAGCCGCUCGGCUUCGCUUUCCACAAUGGAGCGCCUUUUUAACGGUACAAUGCGUUUCACCUACCAGAUAGGGGGAGUCCAAGAUGAAAGAUGAAGGGAAUAUGCUGAUGCCUGGCGAUCGACAAACGUUUACCUUAGAGGACAGCGACAGACAGGGGCAGAAAGGGACGCGGAGACAAGAAAUAAAGCAGUGAUUCUCACAUAUUUUUUUUAACUCGGACGCGCGGCGGUGACGGGUUUUAGAGAGAGGAUCGAGGAGUCUUAACAGGUCCGAAGCGUACUUUUCAACACCCCCGCCAUCCGAGGAGAAUAUGAUCCGUUCAAAUCGUAUGGACAUGCCUCAUUAUUCAAUGAACACUAUCUCUCACGACGCAUCGUUUACGCACAGGAGUUACCCGGCGCUUCGCCAAAUCUAAAAGGCUCCUGUCGUCCCACCUUCUGCGGAGCUGUCGGCGCACUUCCUGACAUCAGGCAUUCGUUGGAGCGGCUGCAGUCGCACAGGACUCCGCCAUCAGUGUAGACCAGAAGCGGAACCGAAGCUGAGGCUGGCUUAACGGGGCUAAGCACACCGUCACGCUGUCUGAGAAGCUACCCCCACCUGCCAUCUGAGGUGGCCGUUGCCGUCAGCAGCAGCCAGUCAGAAGUGACAGUGAGAGGCCACUUCAUCCCACAGACAGGUUACACUUCACUAUGCCGCUGGUGUACUAAGGAUGGAGGAUUCCAGUUUGUGCCUUGGUGUGUCGUCAGCAGUGCCUGAUGCUGACACCCAUCUCAGCAGUGCAGUGUUAAAUGGACGCUAUCCUAUCAGUCAAAAGCUUCACCAGCUUACUGCCCAACUAGGACACACCUUUCCUGACCUUCACCGUCCACAACAGAUCCCUGAAGAAAAGGCAGCCACUCCUUUGGACGAGAAAUCCCAUCACGCAGCACUGGCCAGUCAGCCUAUAAGCAGCCAGAUGGCACUACUAGCCAAUCAGCUCAACCGAGAUACUGAUGCAGGGGCACUAAGUGGGUUGAAUGGGCGUGUUGACCUGCAGCAAUUUCUGAAUGGCCAGAACCUUGGAAUCAUGUCCCAGAUGAAUGAUAUUGAAGAUGAUGCCCGCAAGAACAGGAAGUAUCCCUGCCCAUUAUGUGGCAAGCGCUUCCGUUUUAACAGCAUCUUGUCACUGCACAUGCGCACACACACAGGUGAGAAGCCUUUCAAGUGUCCCUAUUGUGAUCACAGAGCUGCUCAAAAGGGCAACUUGAAGAUCCACCUUCGCACCCACAAACUGGGAAACCUAGGUAAGGGCCGUGGCCGUGUUCGAGAGGAGAACAGGUUGCUGCAUGAGUUAGAGGAGAGGGCCAUCCUGAGGGACAAACAGAUGAGAGGGAGUGGUGGUCUCCUUCAGACAGCUCAAACCCCUCAUUUGAGCCUCAACACCAAUACCAAUGCACAUCAGCAGCAACUAGGCUCAGCCUGUGGACUGCUUCCGCCUUCAGGUCUUGGCACUCCUGAAGCCAUCUCCCAGCCUUCAUCUUCACCCAAGCCAGCUGGCACACAGGAUGAGCAGUCCCUCAAUCCGACCACCGGAUUUCGUUGUACUUUUUGCAAAGGCAAAUUCAAGAAGCGUGAAGAGCUAGAUCGGCACAUCCGUAUACUCCACAAGCCCUAUAAAUGCACUCUAUGUGAGUUUGCUGCUUCCCAUGAAGAGGAACUGAUAAGUCACGUGGAGAAGGCUCACAUAACAGCUGAGACUACGCAGGGCACAGGUGCUGGUGGCACUGGGGGCAUGCAGAUGGCGACUGAAUUCCGCUGUGAUGUUUGUGGUCAGGUGUUCAGCCAAGCCUGGUUCCUGAAGGGUCACAUGCGCAAGCACAAGGACUCAUUUGAACACUGUUGCCAAAUUUGUGGCCGACGAUUCAAGGAACCCUGGUUUCUCAAGAACCACAUGAAGGUGCAUCUCAAUAAACUGGCCAUCAAGAGCAAACCACCACAGCCUAGUGAGCAGGACAUUGCGUCUGUCAACACGAUGAAUAAUUUGGCCCAUGAAGCGCAUGCUAAUCUUUACUCCCGCUAUAUUUCAUGUCUGCAGGGAGGAUUCCUGUCACCAGAGAAACAGGGCCUGAGUGAGCAGCACCAAAUGUUGGCUAAAGCAGGAAUAGCAAUGAAGGAAAAGGAAAUGUUAGGGAAGCUGCUAGGGCCAAUGGCAGCGGGUAUGGGCCAUGGCCUAGGUGAAAAUGAGAAGCGUUCACUUUUAGGCUGUCUUAACCUUGUACCACCUCUCAAGUCAAGCUGCAUGGAGCGCCUCCAAGCAGCUGCAAAAGUUGCAGAAAUGGAUUCUAUCAAUAGUUACCAGGCAUGGCAGAUAAUGGCUCGUGGCAUGGCUAUGGACAGAGCUUUCAUGCCUAAGGAGCAGCAACAGCACCAGCAGCACCAUAUACCCCCUGGACAGGAAGACGAACUUGGCACUGCUGGGGGAAUGGUUUCCUUCUCAAAGGAGAAACAAGACUACUCCCUGCUGGCUUCUCCUGAGAGCUCCAAGCAGAAGCAGCUGACUGAAGCCUUGCAGGGAUCCAAGGCUGCUAGUGGAGUCAUGAUGUCCAUGAAGGAGGAUGGGAGAGGGUUUGAGAGUCACCGUGACCUGAUGUCCCAUCAUGCUGGUGCUGAAGUUCCUGGAGGGUUGGCUGCCCUAGGGAGCCACAACAUUGAGUAUGGCCUCACUAGCUUGAAGGAGAAGCCAUCAGAGUGCCCUGACUGUGGCCGAGUCUUCAGAACCUAUCAUCAGAUGGUUGUCCAUUCCCGCAUUCAUGGCAAAGAUAGAAGAGGCAUUGAUGAAGCCCUUCAGCAACAAGGCGUCGAAGAGCGCCGCGGAUCAGCCAGUGACCAAGAGUCCCAAUCCAUCAGCCGUUCCACCACUCCUGGGUCAUCAAAUGUGACAGAGGAGAGUGGCGCUGGUGGAGCACAGUCCCAGACAGGCAGUGCCCAGGAUGACAGCCCACAUCCAUCCUCACCAUCUUCAGAUGUUGGGGAGGACCUGGUGAAGGCAGCAGGCAGUGUUCAGCCGUCGCUGUCCCAGCAUCGUGAGCGCAGUCUGGCUUCCUCCUCCAAGGACUGUCCCUACUGUGGCAAGUCCUUCCGCACCUCCCAUCAUCUCAAAGUCCAUCUGCGGAUACACACAGGAGAGAAACCCUACCGGUGCCCUCAUUGUGACUAUGCUGGCACUCAGUCUGCCAGCCUGAAGUACCACCUAGAGCGCCAUCACCGUGAACGCCAAAAUGGCUCCACCACCUCAGGAGCAACCUCCGGCCAUACCACCUCCUCUGACCACAAAGACGACCACGGCAAAGUUAUCAGUGGCAGCCUGUUUGCUCGCCCAGAUGUUCUCCGUAAUGUUUGUAAAGGCAUGCCUCCCAACCUAGACUUUAGGGCAGGUCCAUUGCUGCCACAUCAGUGGGCAUCCGCCAGUAUGAUAUCUGCACAUGACCGAGACCAUGAGCGGGACCGCGGGGAUCGCCAUUUUGACUCUGCUUCCGUAGCUGAGAAUAUGAAGGGUGCUGAUGGCCUGGCCUCCCUGGUCUCCACAGCAGCAGACACUCCUGCCAGCUUCUCUGAUCUGAGUAGGGCCUACCAAAGCAUGAUGGGAAAUGGAGUGCACUUUCAAGGAUCUCUUCAGGCCUUUAUGGACAACUUUGUUCUCAAUUCAAUGAAGAAGGACAUGAAAGACAGCCAGAGUCCAGUCCAACUGCAGGCCCAACGUUACCAUGAUAAUGGUGAACCCAAAGCCAAACGGGCCACCUCAGCUGAACCAGACAGAGAGGAGAUGGCUGACGGCAAGAAAAACUCACAACCAGGAAAGGCUGGAUCCCAGUAUGAACCACUAGAUUUGUCUGUGUCAGUACGUCCUGAGUCUGUAUCUGGUUCUCUCCCAGGCUCCUCAGUCACAAUCCAUGACAAUGUGGCAUGGCACAGCUGCAUCUUCUGUUCCUUCUCCACCUCCUCAUUGGAGCUCAUGGCUCUUCACCUCCAAGCUAACCACAUUGGAAAAGCCCAGCACCAACGAUCUGAUGUAGGAAAGGAGCUUCAUGGAAAGGCCUCUCCCACCACUUCCAUCCUUAAUUCUUCCUGCACAAAGACCUCUAGUGUUGCUAUUGAGAAAGAUGGAGACAAAGAUGGCGAGAAAAGCCAGGCUAGCUGGAAUAACCACAUGGAUCAACCAUAUAACCCCUUCCACAGUGACUUCUACAGGCGGUUUGGAGGCUUGUAUGAUGGAUCACUAAGAGCCAGCCAAGGCCUGCAGGGUUAUGCAAUCCAAACUGACCAGAGUCUGGAUCUUCCCAGCCAGGGUUUCAUUAGAGCUUCUUCAGCAGAGGAUGACCAGCUCUGUGAAAAGGGCUCCUGUGGAGAUGCUGAGGAGGACCAGGUUGGAUCUGACGAUGAUGCAACUAAAGUCGGGGUGCACAGUGCUGGUGACACACCUUCAACCACCCCCAAAAGACAGCAGCACCAAAAUCACUUUGAUGAAGAAGAGGAGGGUGGAACGGCUGAAGAGGAAGAUGACAGAGAGGACGAUGAGCAUGUUGACACAGAGAAAGAGGAAGAAAAAAGUCCAGGUUCAGACCACCUCCAGAACCAUCCCAGACAGCUGCAGGAUGACUCCCCUUUGCCUCCAAGGAGUGGAGCUGGCUUGGUGGCAUCCUCCAGUGCCAUGUCACCACUCUCUCUGGUUCCGCAACCUCAGAACCAAGCUUUGCCGGUAGAGAAGCAGUGGCAGCACGGGUUGGGCCUCCUGUCUUCUGGAGGUCCUCCUGGACUACUGAAAGCUGAGCAGCAAAGCCACCUAGAGCAGCAGAUGAACAUGCUGUCUGUCCUCAGAGCCUACAGCAAUGACAACCUUUCUGCAUUCAAUGGCCUGGGAGGAGGACCUGGAGGAGCACCUGCAGGGGGCAUGAAGAGGCCAGAUGCAUCCGGUGAGUGUGUGUCUACUUCAAACCAUGAGCAUCACAUAAAUAUAUUCAAACACCAACAAUGGGGGAAGCAACAGACUGGAGGGGGAACAGCAGACACCCAAAAGCUGUCCGAGUUGGACCAGCACAUCGCAGCCAUAAUCAGGGAGAUGGCACUCUCAGGAGAGAAACCCUACCGGUGCCCUCAUUGUGACUAUGCUGGCACUCAGUCUGCCAGCCUGAAGUACCACCUAGAGCGCCAUCACCGUGAACGCCAAAAUGGCUCCACCACCUCAGGAGCAACCUCCGGCCAUACCACCUCCUCUGACCACAAAGACGACCACGGCAAAGUUAUCAGUGGCAGCCUGUUUGCUCGCCCAGAUGUUCUCCGUAAUGUUUGUAAAGGCAUGCCUCCCAACCUAGACUUUAGGGCAGGUCCAUUGCUGCCACAUCAGUGGGCAUCCGCCAGUAUGAUAUCUGCACAUGACCGAGACCAUGAGCGGGACCGCGGGGAUCGCCAUUUUGACUCUGCUUCCGUAGCUGAGAAUAUGAAGGGUGCUGAUGGCCUGGCCUCCCUGUGCCACUUUCAAGGAUCUCUUCAGGCCUUUAUGGACAACUUUGUUCUCAAUUCAAUGAAGAAGGACAUGAAAGACAGCCAGAGUCCAGUCCAACUGCAGGCCCAACGUUACCAUGAUAAUGGUGAACCCAAAGCCAAACGGGCCACCUCAGCUGAACCAGACAGAGAGGAGAUGGCUGACGGCAAGAAAAACUCACAACCAGGAAAGGCUGGAUCCCAGUAUGAACCACUAGAUUUGUCUGUGUCAGUACGUCCUGAGUCUGUAUCUGGUUCUCUCCCAGGCUCCUCAGUCACAAUCCAUGACAAUGUGGCAUGGCACAGCUGCAUCUUCUGUUCCUUCUCCACCUCCUCAUUGGAGCUCAUGGCUCUUCACCUCCAAGCUAACCACAUUGGAAAAGCCCAGCACCAACGAUCUGAUGUAGGAAAGGAGCUUCAUGGAAAGGCCUCUCCCACCACUUCCAUCCUUAAUUCUUCCUGCACAAAGACCUCUAGUGUUGCUAUUGAGAAAGAUGGAGACAAAGAUGGCGAGAAAAGCCAGGCUAGCUGGAAUAACCACAUGGAUCAACCAUAUAACCCCUUCCACAGUGACUUCUACAGGCGGUUUGGAGGCUUGUAUGAUGGAUCACUAAGAGCCAGCCAAGGCCUGCAGGGUUAUGCAAUCCAAACUGACCAGAGUCUGGAUCUUCCCAGCCAGGGUUUCAUUAGAGCUUCUUCAGCAGAGGAUGACCAGCUCUGUGAAAAGGGCUCCUGUGGAGAUGCUGAGGAGGACCAGGUUGGAUCUGACGAUGAUGCAACUAAAGUCGGGGUGCACAGUGCUGGUGACACACCUUCAACCACCCCCAAAAGACAGCAGCACCAAAAUCACUUUGAUGAAGAAGAGGAGGGUGGAACGGCUGAAGAGGAAGAUGACAGAGAGGACGAUGAGCAUGUUGACACAGAGAAAGAGGAAGAAAAAAGUCCAGGUUCAGACCACCUCCAGAACCAUCCCAGACAGCUGCAGGAUGACUCCCCUUUGCCUCCAAGGAGUGGAGCUGGCUUGGUGGCAUCCUCCAGUGCCAUGUCACCACUCUCUCUGGUUCCGCAACCUCAGAACCAAGCUUUGCCGGUAGAGAAGCAGUGGCAGCACGGGUUGGGCCUCCUGUCUUCUGGAGGUCCUCCUGGACUACUGAAAGCUGAGCAGCAAAGCCACCUAGAGCAGCAGAUGAACAUGCUGUCUGUCCUCAGAGCCUACAGCAAUGACAACCUUUCUGCAUUCAAUGGCCUGGGAGGAGGACCUGGAGGAGCACCUGCAGGGGGCAUGAAGAGGCCAGAUGCAUCCGGUCAGCGACCAUUCAAGUGCAGUUACUGCCCCUACAGUGCCUCCCAGAAGGGCAAUCUGAAGACUCACGUCUUGUGUGUCCACCGCAAGCCUUUUGACAACAGCAAGUACCCCGACAGACGCUUCAAACGCAUCCGUCCAGAGUUAGGCAUCCCGGAGAAGAACCCAGACGACACUGCCAAUGGGCCUGCGGUCAGCGUUGGCGGUAUUGUGUCCAGUCAACUGAUGGCAGGUGCAGAUGAAAACAAUGAGUGUUCAGUUUUCUGA